This is a messenger RNA of Juglans microcarpa x Juglans regia, 1513 nucleotides long. Its product is annotated as ELL-associated factor 2. NCBI's taxonomy places the organism in Eukaryota, Viridiplantae, Streptophyta, Magnoliopsida, Fagales, Juglandaceae. Gene Ontology annotation, biological process: regulation of transcription elongation by RNA polymerase II; positive regulation of DNA-templated transcription. Gene Ontology annotation, cellular component: super elongation complex. Gene Ontology annotation, molecular function: transcription elongation factor activity. The transcript has 4 exons. The coding region runs from base 171 to 1127 and encodes 318 amino acids. The record is from RefSeq and is a predicted model, not a curated record.
ACAGGUGUAAACAAAAUGAAAUUGGAGGGAGAACAUGGUUGAUUGCAUCUAGUCCAAAGACCAAAACACCCUCUCCUUCACAAUACGAAUAUCCCCCUCUCGCGCUCUGCAAUUGACUCCAAAACCUAGAGUUUCAAUUCUGGCCACAGGACCAAUUGAGCUUAAAGAAAAUGGCAAAGAGCAACAGCAAUGAGGAGCCCAGCACUGCUCCUCAGCCCGAUAGGUGGUACAACCUAGCCCUAGGGCCCUCUUUCAAAGAUCAUCGUCAUCCCUCCCCCAAGUUCUGCACUUUACGCUAUGAUUUUAAACCAGCUUCAAUUGAUAAGAACCAAUCUGGGUCCCUCCAUAAAAUAAUGGACAACAGAGUUACGGUAGAAUUUCAGAAUAAUCAACCUGGGAAGCCCAAAGUGAGCUUUGAGGGUACCUGUGAGGAUUACAAGGAGAGUGAUGCAUUGUUGUUCUUUGAUGGUCAGACCUUUCGGUUGGAGCGGUUGCACAGGGCAGUGAAGCGGUUGAGGCAUGUUCGGCUGCCUGGUGAGUCUGCAGCUGUAACUAACUUAGCUACAACUGCUUCAGUUGGAGCAACUGCAGAAUCUUAUUCACCACCACUGGGCAAACGAUCAAAAGUUGUGUCUUUGAACAAUGACGUAGUUCAUCAAAUACCGGCAGAGGUUGAACGGACCGCAGAGAGCUUAGAUGCGAGCUAUUCACCUUCACAUCCAAAUCCCUUGACUUCAUCACCAGACUCCAAGGAUUGUGAACUGGAGGAAGACAUAGAUAUAGUCAAUGACAACGAAGAUGAUUUUGGAACCGCUGAGAAUGAAAAUCUCACUGAAAUGGAAUUCAACAACGGUUUUGAUAUUAACUUGCCACAUCCAGCAGACAUGGAUGAUGAGAUUGCUGAAGUAGAUGUCAGUGAUGAUGUAAUGGAUAAAGGUCCCAAUGCUGCUGAAGCCCUUAGAGCACAGGUGAAUGCUGAGGCGAGAGAGAAGGAGGAGACUUCAAGCACAAACAGUAGCAGCGGGAGUGGGAGCGGGAGUGGAAGCAGAAGCAGGAGUGGGAGCAGAAGUGGUAGUAGCGGUGGUGACAGUGAAAGCAGUGAUGGUGACUCGGUCAUCUCUAUCUAGUAGGGAACCGAGUGGAUCACCUUCGGAAUACUUAACCUUUGGUUGGCAGUGUGGUUUCUGCCCAUGUUCAAAACGAGAUACAAAAACAAGCAACAUAAAAGGUUAAGCGUUGGUUAUUAGGAUAUGAAGGCUAAACAGACUGGAUUGCCAUGUCUUUGUAUUUUAUUUUAUUUUUUCUAAUCCCAUUUCCUUGUAAAUUUUGUGCGUAGCACUAAUAUUUUGAGAGCUUUGUGUCUAGAAUCGAGAUAGGGCUGUCCUCCUGACCCUUUUGUACAUUAUGGUAGUUUCUUAGCUAAUUUGAUUGAACCAAAUGUAAGACAACUCAAGGUACUUGAAGUGUUUUAUCAAGUCCUUAAUAAAAGCCCCCAAAAAGGGCCUUUAAUCAA